Molecule: messenger RNA, 2768 nt
Organism: Entelurus aequoreus (snake pipefish)
Lineage: Eukaryota; Metazoa; Chordata; Actinopteri; Syngnathiformes; Syngnathidae
Product: zinc finger protein OZF-like
Exons: 3
Coding region: 142-1734 (530 amino acids)
Biological process (GO): regulation of transcription by RNA polymerase II
Molecular function (GO): RNA polymerase II cis-regulatory region sequence-specific DNA binding; DNA-binding transcription factor activity, RNA polymerase II-specific
Source: RefSeq, a predicted model, not a curated record
UAAAUAAAAUAAUAUAGAGUAGGGUUCCAUCUCGGUCCACACUCCAUAUCUAAAGGUGGCGGUAAUGCACACCAGAAGGUUGCUUACCAACCGCCAUUAAACCAAAAAAAAAAAGGGGAAGAAGAAGGUGGUAAAAACAAAAUGGCGUUUGAUGAAGAAGGCCUAAAUUGUGAAAGAACGAUAGCAGAGUACGAGGAGGAACUUUGUCCAACAAAAGAGGAGAAGGAGCGACAACAUCAACUACUGGACGCUGUUUUCAAGAAACAUCAAGUUGUGUUACACAGAACAGAUGUCUGUGAAGAACAUCUUCUCCCUGAGCAACAGGAGUUGGGUUACAGGAUGGUGACAGAGGAGGCACAGCCCUCCCACAUUAAGGAGGAAGACGAGGCGCCACAGACUCUGCACAUUAAAAAAGAAGAGGAGUACCCGCUUGCCCCCCAUUUUAAAGAGGUGGAGGAGGCUUUACACCCCCCUCACAUUAAAGAGGAACGGGAGGAACAAAGCAUAAGUCAGGAGGGAGAGCAUCUUGAAUGUUUGGAGGACUUCCCAGUGAUUGGUGUGAUUGUGAAGAGUGAAGAUGAUGAAGUCAAAGGUGAAAGUGAAAGUGAGGAGAAGAGAGAGGCGGAGCCUCCCAGCAGCAGCUCAACUCAACACAUGACAACAGAAGCUGAUGGAGACCACUGUGGAGGAUCACAAGCAGACAAGAUCUUAGCUCCACUAUCAGAUAGUGACGACACAACGUCUCACUCUCCUGACACUGAUGAUGAAGACUCUGAAGAUGAUAAGACAUGUCACACUGACAACACACACUUUACAUGUUUUCUCUGUGACAAAACUUUUAAACGCUCUAGUUGUCUUAAAAGACACAUGAAAACACACACUGGAGAAAAACAUUUUACUUGUUCAAUCUGUGGUAAAGGUUUUAUACAAAGGGAAGAUUUGAAAAGACACAUGAGAAUACACACUGGAGAAAAACCUUUUUCCUGUUCAAUAUGUGGUAAAGGUUUUGCACAAAGUGAAGAUUUGAAAAGACACAUGAGAACACACACUGGAGAAAAACCUUUUUCCUGUUCAAUAUGUGGUAAAGGUUUUACACAAAGUGCUGGUUUGAAAAGACACAUGAGAAUACACACUGCAGACAAACCAUUUAUGUGCUCAAUUUGUAGUAAAAGAUUCACCCAGAAGGGGCAUUUGAGAAUGCACACAAAAUUACACACUGAUGAAAAACCUCUAAAAGAUGGUAAAUGUUUUACACAACGUCACAAAUUGAAACUACACAUGAGAAAUCAUACUGGAGAAAAACCUUUUUCAUGUUCAGGUUGUGGUAAAGGUUUUACGCAAAGUCAUGAAAUGAAACUACACAUGAGAACACACACUGGCGAAAAACCUUUUAUCUGUUCAGUAUGUGGUAAACGUUUUACACGUAGUACCCCUUUGAAAACACACAUGAGAAGACACACUGGAGAAAAACCUUUUUCAUGUUCAAGUUGUGGUAAAUGCUUUAUACAAAGUCACGAAUUAAAAAUACAUUUGAGAACCCACACUGGAGAAAAACCUUUUAUAUGUUCAGUAUGCGGUAAACGUUUUACACGUAGUACCUAUUUGAAAACACACAUGAGAAUACACACAGGAGAGAAAGUGUUGAGUUGCAGUGUGUGUGAUGAAAGAUUCUCUUAUAAGUACCAGUGUAAGAAACACAAGUGUGCUGGUGAGAACAGCAGCAACAAACUCUGACUUUCUAACAUCCAUCCAUCCAUCCAUCUUCUUCCGCUUAUCCGAGGUCGGGGUCGCGGGGGCAGCAGCCUAAGCAGGGAAGCCCAGACUUUCCUCUCCCCAGCCACUUCGUCCAGCUCUUCCCGGGGGAUCCCGAGGCGUUCCCAUGCCAGCCGGGAGACAUAGUCUUCCCAACAUGUCCUGGGUCUUCCCCGUGGCCUCCUAUUGGUCGGACGUGCCCUAAACACCUCAACACAACAAGCGGCUUUACUUUGAGCUCCCCCCGGAUGGCAGAGCUUCUCACCCUAUCUCUAAGGGAAAGCCCGCCACCCAGCGGAGGAAACUCAUUUCGGCCGCUUGUACCCGUGAUCUUGUCCUUUCGGUCAUAACCCAAAGCUCUAACUUUCUGACAUCAUUGGCACAUAUAACAUGUGUGACAUGAAUGUUGUGUGUGCAAUGCAAUCUUUUUAAUGUGCUAAUAUUUAGAGAUAAGAAAUGUAAGAUUGCUGCUCUUUUUCAGUCAAGUACAUGAAUUGAUGUACAACAUUGUGUACUUUGUUAAACAUGAAGGGAACAUUUUGGUGAGAGUUAACAGUACACAACAUAUGUUGCAUAUAAUAAACAUUUUGUGUUUAGACAUUCAUAAUUCACUUUUAUACACUUUCAUAAUAAUGUUUUAUAUAUAUUGUUUUUAAAUAAAUGUUACACAUUUACAUUUCUAAUUGUAAAUGAUUCCAUAGAUUAACUUCUUUAUAUGAUACACAUUUGUUUUACAUGUGUUCAUUCCUUUGCUUUUGAGUACACAUAAAUCCCUCUUAGUUCAUAUUUACUAGUUCACAUCUGAAACGUCUUCUGGACCACUUCUGGAAGCAUAUUAAUAUUUACUUUAUACAUCAUUUGAGCAGUUGUGUUUUGUACAAGAUCAUUUACUUUUAAAAUGUAUGACUUUGUAAUUCAUUUGUUGGGUCUUUAUAAUGAAUUCUAUUAUCUUUGUUACUCUCUUAUGUAAUAUGAAUAUUGUUUUGUGAUUGUUUUGUAUGUAUGUCCCCAGACCU